Messenger RNA from Alosa alosa (allis shad), 684 nucleotides. Its product is annotated as myosin light chain 5-like. The transcript is spliced from 7 exons. Gene Ontology annotation, molecular function: calcium ion binding. The coding region runs from base 82 to 603 and encodes 173 amino acids. NCBI's taxonomy places the organism in Eukaryota, Metazoa, Chordata, Actinopteri, Clupeiformes, Clupeidae. The record is from RefSeq and is a predicted model, not a curated record. Gene Ontology annotation, cellular component: cytoplasm.
GCCAGCUGCCAUAUUUAAGCCAUCUGCCUCCAGGAUGACCAGCCACAUUCUGAUCACGCACAGCAUCACAGCACGACAGAGAUGGCCAGCAGGAAGACCAAGAAGAAGGAGGGCGGCGCCAAGCGUGCUCAGAGAGCCUCCUCCAAUGUCUUCUCCAUGUUUGAGCAGACACAGAUCCAGGAAUUCAAGGAGGCCUUCACACUUAUUGAUCAGAACAGAGAUGGCUUCAUCGAUAAAGAGGACCUAAAAGACACAUAUGCAUCUCUUGGCAAACUGAAUGUAAAAGAUAAGGAGCUGGAGGACAUGCUGAAGGAGGCCACUGGUCCCAUCAACUUCACAAUGUUUCUCAACCUGUUUGGGGAGAAAUUAUACGGUACUGACCCGGAGGACACCAUUGUGAAUGCCUUUAAGAUGUUUGAUCCUAAUGCACAAGGUUUCGUACACAAAGAUGAGUUACAACAUAUACUGAUGACACAAGCAGACAAAUUCUCUGCAGAGGAGGUGAAGCAAAUGUUCCAGUCAUCCAACAUUGAUGCAGCCGGGAACCUGGACUAUAAAUCCUUGUGCUACAUCAUCACCCAUGGGGAAGAACAGGAGGAGUAAGACGCACGACAUCCCUUGUGAAUCGGGUCAAACCAUACGUUCUGUCUGUGAAUUGUGAAUAAAAUCUUUGUCUCAAUAAUA